AUGGCCCCGGACAAGCCACCUGCCACUGUUGGGACGAAGCUCAAAGACUCCUGCGACGCAUGUUCGGCCUUCAAGGUUAGAUGCACCAAGGAGAAACCGAUCUGCAGCCGAUGCUGUAAGAUGAAACGGUCGUGUCGCUACAGUCCAGCCCGACGUGCCGGCCGGCCACAUAGAUCAAACAGUUCCUUUACACCCAAGAUUGGAAGCAGAGCCAGCAUCAUGUCCGCCGCCCCAGAGCUGGGUGGCGGCGGUGCAAAUGGGAUCCUCCAGGUCUCCAUGGCGAUCAGCCAGCAACAGCAACAAGCUCUUGUUGGGACGGACGGAGCCCACGAGAACAGCAGGACGGCAACAACAGCAGCAGCGGCCAGUCGCAGAAGCGUCUAUCCCUCGCUGACGUUGGGCUCUUCCACCAGCAGUGGGGAUGGAUGGGCAGGCCUGCAGCCGCCGCUCACACCGUGGCCGGAGGGCGUCAUGGAACUAUCCAUGCCCAGGCCGUUGCCUGCCAGCAGCUCCUCCUCCUCCUCGUGUCCCUCCUCCGCAGUCGCAGUCCACACCUCUGCAAUGACGCCCAGUCCCUCCUCGUGUUGCUCAGCCUCUCCCUCAGGGACCGACCCUGCGGCCAUGUGUGGUACCUCGGCCGCCGCUACCGGCAGAACCCUUGCGGGAGGUGUGUGUUGCGCCUCGGACUGCGUCGACUGCUCUACCAUCGCCCUCAAUGUCCUCGAGAGCCUCACCGCCGCACGCCCCUUCUCCCCCGCGUCGCCAGUCACGACCGCCCAGGGCAUCUCCGUCGCCGACUCCAUCAAGGUCGUCGGCCAGAUCCUCAUCUGCCCCUGCUCCCAGCGCCAUGAGGUGGCCAUGCUGGCGGCGUCGGUAUGCAGCACGCUGCUGGACAUACUGGAGCACGGCCUCGGCCACCUGACCUGUGCGUCUCAGCUCGCGCAGGUGACGCAGCAGCUGCAGGACAUGGCCAGUCUCGUCGGCCAAUUCUCUGGGAGGUAUGCAGAUGGCGUGAGGGAGCAGGCUGAGGCGCUGGUGGCGUCUGCAUUGAAGCUGAGAUUGCGCGGGUUGAUCAAUACGGUGUCGGGCGCCAUGCCGAGGACAGGUGAUUCGCUGGGGCUUGCCUCCCGAUAA
Clonostachys rhizophaga is the source of this 1134-nucleotide messenger RNA. The record is from the annotation of a GenBank genome assembly. NCBI's taxonomy places the organism in Eukaryota, Fungi, Ascomycota, Sordariomycetes, Hypocreales, Bionectriaceae.